This is a messenger RNA of Mobula hypostoma (lesser devil ray), 4012 nucleotides long. It is a transcript of the gene nufip1, whose product is annotated as nuclear FMR1 interacting protein 1. The record is from RefSeq and is a predicted model, not a curated record. NCBI's taxonomy places the organism in Eukaryota, Metazoa, Chordata, Chondrichthyes, Myliobatiformes, Myliobatidae. Gene Ontology annotation, biological process: box C/D snoRNP assembly. The transcript is spliced from 10 exons. Bases 310 to 2010 code for a protein of 566 amino acids. Gene Ontology annotation, cellular component: nucleus.
CGUAUAAAGUAAGCGCCAGCAUGUAGUGAUUGUUCGGCCGGCUGACGGAGAAUCACAAACAAUAGAGAAUCUGCAGCUGCCGGAAAUCCAAUCAACACACACAAAACGCUGGAAGAACUCAGCAGGCCAGCCAGCAUCUGUGGGGAAAAAAAAAGCACAAUCGACGUUUCGGACCGAGACGCGUCUUUUGAUGCUGUUGAGUUCCUCCAGCAUUUGGUGGGCGGGAAAUGAAACAUAACAAAAAGCGCCGGCGAGUCGUCAUCAUUCAGUGCGGGGAAUGACGUAUAAAGCGAGCGCCGGCAUGUGGUGAUGGUUCAGCGCGGCGGCGCCUUCUCUGGGGAAAUGCAGCAGUCUGGAUUUUACCCGCCGCCCGUUUUCAGUCCACCGUCUUCCGUCCUGCGGCCUCCGGUUUUCUCUUUGCAGCAGCAGUGCCCUCCUGUCUGGGAUGGGGGAGCUAUGGCGGGCCCGAGGUUCGGGCCGUCCUGGGGAGUCGGGGCCGGGGCCGGGGCCGGCUACCGUCACUCCUCCUGGUUGAACGCCGGCCGCGGCGGCCAGUUUCAGGAUAACCUCGGCCAGUUUUGCCAGAAGUGGCCAAGCCAGCAAGCUUCAGCCUACUGGGGCCUAGGAACCAACCAGUCUGACACCAGACAACACCAGAAAAAGAAGAAGAAGAAGGAGCCCCUAUACACACACUACUGCGAUACCUGUGACCGAGGAUUCAAACACCAGGAAAAAUACAGCGAGCAUGUGUCACAGCACAUCCAAUGCAAAGUUAAGGGUUGCAGUUUCAAUGCCCACGAGAAGCUGGUUCAGAUUCAUUGGAGAAAUGCACAUGGGCCAGGAGCAAGAAGAAUUAAACUGGACACUCCAGAGGAAAUUGCCAAGUGGCGAGAGGAGAGAAAGAGGAACUUUCCGACUUUGGCAAAUGUAGCAAGGAAGAGGAAAGCAAAUGAAGAAAAAGAAAAACGAGGGGAGGUGUUGCAAACACAGCAGUUUGGCAAAAUGAAGGGAGGAUGGAAAAGAUCUCAUAAUAGGAGCCAAAAAAAAACAUGUGGUAUGUUUAAAGACAGAAAUGGAAGUCACUUCAAUGGAACACACUUUAGUGAACAGGAAGGACAAAUUGCAAUGGAAGAGACUGGUUCCACACAAAAUGAUGGAACAAGCAGUAAAGAACCGGAGAACAAGGAACAAAAGACAUCUCAUGAAAAAGAUGUGGACCCCCUCGGUAUACUAGUACAGAAUGAUGCAGAGUCUGACAAGGACGAGAGCCAAGCUGAUGGUGAGCGAGCAGAAAUUGUCGUCGUGCCAAGCCAGAUAACGUCAGGCCUGAGCGCACUGAUGGCUAAUUACAGCAGCUCCUCGGACAGUGGGAGUGACCAGGAGCCAGAGGAAAUACCGCUCCAGAAAAGAGUCAAAGCUGUGGAAGAAAGCAACGUGUUACUGGGAUCUGUACCAAGGCGUACGGAUGACAAGGAAACGAAAGGACGUGGCAGCAGGGUUGUGGAUUCGGAGUUGUGCAGUUCUUUCAAACCCAAGGGCAAGAGUGGAGGAAGGGAUCAUGGUGUGCGAGAAAAGCGAUCUUGCCCACAGAAGUUAUCACGUCGGCCAACUCUGCUUGAAAUGUUACUGGCCAGAGACAUUCGCCAUGAAAGAAACGUAAUCCUACAGUGUAUUCGGUACAUCGCACAAAACAGGUUCUGGGGUCUUGAACCAAAAGUAAAUGAAGCAGGCGUGAGUCCAGAGUUGUCGAUAGCUUCACAUGAAGGGAUACCAUGUCCAAACGGAACUGUAGAAUGUAACACAGUGUCUGGACUUGAGGUACACACACCUGAGCAUGUGAUGCAUACUACUGAGAACUCUAAUGCUGAAGAGAUGGAUCAAGGCCCUUUAUCACCUGGAAGUUCAAAGUUGGUAUCUACAGCAAGGCUACCUGAGGGAAGCCUAGUUACAAUGCCUGCAGUAGAUGAUGAAAUUUGGGACACCCCUGAAACCACAUGUGAGGAAAGAUAAUCAAGAAAAAUGCAAACAUUGAACAUGGCAACAGCAAAGACUUUUGGUGACAGUAUGCUGAAGGUGCACAAUUGGUGGCAGAUCAGCAUCAUUUCUUUAAUGUUUUAAAUGGAGAGAACAAUUUAUUUGUAAUAAAUGGAACUGCUUAAAUUCUUGUUAUAAAUGUUUCCAGACAUUGAGCUCUUAUUUGCUGAGUUUUAAAACUACGGAGUACAAAUGCAAAGUGAGUAUUACAAGUAUUUACCGGUGAUUUAAGUUGCUACUUUUGUUCUUGAGUAGUUUACAUUUUGUGAGGACUCUUAUUUUUAAUUAUUCUCUUCCUUUCCUUUUAUAAUCAUUUCCAGUCCUCUAUUUCUGAUAACUGUUCUGCAAAGUGAUUUUGCAGCUCAGGAACUUGUGGCUGAUGUAGUUGUGACUUUUACGCAGCCCCACUGCAGAAUGAUCAGUUCAUUUUGAGUUUGGGCAAGGGGAAAGGAGCAGAGGCAGUUGAGGAUGUAUUAGGACAGUACUGUUUCACUUUGUAGAACUUUUCAAGGGUGUUGAAGGUAAAUGGGGAGCUGAACUCUUGCACCCACAUCUGUACACUUCAGCUAGUUACUUUUUGUUGAAAAACAGCAAGCUUUUUAAAAACUCCUUUCACUUCAUUUGUAAGACCUUGAGACAUGGGAGCAAGACUAGGCUAUUUCACCCAUCCUGAUCCACCAUUUUAUCAUGGCUGAUAUAUUAUCCCUCUCAACCCCAGUCUCUUGCUUUCUCUCUGUAGCAUUUUUUGCUCUUGCUAAUCAAAAUUCCAUUGACCUUCGCUUUAACUGUACCCAAUAACUUGGCCGCUACAACCACCUGCGUCAAUGAAUUCGACAGAUUCACCACCCUCUGGAUAAAGAAAUUCCUCCCAAUCUCUACGCUAAAGGGAUGUUCUUUCACUUGGAUACUGACCCCUCUUGUCCUAGACUUCCCCUGCUCUAGGGAAUAUCCUCUCCACGUCCACCCUGUCUAGGCCUUUCAAAAUUCAAAGUUAAAGUAAAUUUAUUAUCAAAGUCCAGGCAGUAGCCUGGCUGCCUCAGACUUGAACAGUACUGCAUUUGUCAACGUGGAGCAGAGAGCGAGUUUGUAAAUCUGGCGGGAGCAAAGGCUGUCAGGAAAGGCGAGGGGAGAGCGACGCAGGAGAGGGGUGGUACGGGUGCAGACGCACCCAGCCCUGAGACACCAGACAAGGUGGUUUGAUUCCAGACAAUUGGUUUAUUGAUCAUUGCUUCCUGCUCCCUCCCCUCUCCCUUCUCCUUUUCCCCAACCAUGAUUCCGCUCUCCCUGACCCCUUCCCACUCUCAGUCCAUAAUACAGACCCAUAACAGAAUCAGGUUUAUCAUCACUCGCAUAUGCCAUCAAAUUAGCUUCGUUUUCACAGUAGAAACCUCUAUGAAUGCCUUUGGAAAGGGCACAGAAGAGGUUUACCAGAAUGCUGCCUGGUUUAGCGAGCAUGUGCUAUCAUGAGAGACUGGAUAAACUUGGGAUGUUUUCUCUGGAGCACUGGAGGUUAAGGGGAGAUCUGAUAGAGGUUUACAAGAUUGAGAGGCAGAGUUAGUGUCGGCAGGGAGCAUCUGUUUCCCAGGUUAGAAAUGUCUAAUACCAGAGGGCAUGCAUUGAAGGAGUGAGGGGUAAGAGUGAUGGAUGGCUGGAAUAUGCUGUUUGGUGUGGUGGUAGAGGCAAAACCAUUAGACUUUUAAGAGGCAUUUAGAUAGGUACGUUAAUAUGAGGAAGUUGGAGGGAUAUGGACAAUGUGUAGGUAGGAGGGACUAGUUUUUGAUUUACUUUUUAGCUGGUUUGACACAACAUUGAGCCCAAAGGACCUGUUCCCGUGCUGUGCUGUUGCACCUCUGCUCAGCUCUCUAACUGCGGUCUUUGUUACUGUCACCAGCCGCCUGGCUGGUCUGCUGAUCUGAAAUACGAUCUCCUGUGUAACUCAAAUUGGACAAGAUUAACUCAGUGCCCAGGUAGUGGGGUU